GAAGGAACCCGUGACCAUGUCGGACGAUGAAGAUUAUGAUUCAGAGGAUAUUUUGAAGCAGUGUCUAGCAGCAGCAUCGAGCAGCUCCUCGACAAACAUUCGCGGUGAUGCUCCUCAGUCGGAGAAGCGGAAAAGAGAACUAUGGAAACGUCAACAGCUGGCGAAAGAAGAGCAAGAUAAAGCAAAGAAAGCUAAGAAAGAGAAAGCCAGGGAAGCUGUGACAACUCUAGAGAAAGGUUUAUCGACAGCUAUUGAACCGACUAACAAAGGAUUUCAGCUACUCGCGAAGAUGGGCUAUGAACCCGGCAAGGCCCUCGGAAUACAGCCGAAUGCUCGCACUGAACCAAUCAAGCCUAUCGUAAAAGCUAACAGGUUCGGACUAGGGAAGCCGGAAGAGGAAAACAAGAAACACGAGAAAUUGAUCAGCGAAAUGCAAGAGCGAGCAUCAAAGCGAGAAGAAAUGCUGGUAGAUUUUCGAUCUCAAAAAAGUCAGCUUCUAGCCGAAAAAAUAAUUUCUAGAGACUUGAGCAAUGCACAGAAGGCUUGCCGAACACAGGAUGUGGAGGCAGGCAUGGUAGAGCCUCGAAUCCCGUGGUUUUGGCCACUGAAACCGCCUGAUGAAACUGACGUACAAGACGAAGAAGAAUCGGAGGAAGAGACAUUGUCAGAUGGCGAAAAGUUGAUGGAAAUCACUGAAUAUUUGAGAACUUUAUAUAAUUAUUGUGUGUGGUGUGGAAUCCGAUUCGAAGGUCCAAGUGAACUUGAUGGCGAAUGUCCAGGAAAUUCUCGAGAAGCGCAUGAUUGAUCAUAUAAACAGGCCAAGACAUGACAUUUCCACAUCCAUCCUCAAUGGAAUCAAUGACAAAUUAUAAAACACCAUUCGAUCAAAACAACUGAAUAGUCUCACCGGAUUAACGCGUAGUAAUCACGCUUUCUUCUUUCCUCUUCCUGCACCACGAGAUUUUCCAGCGGGAGGUUUUUUCUUAGUCACGUUGCGCUUACGUUUUUCUUGAGGAGGAUCAUCGCCAUCAGAAUCCGAGCUGUCAUCUUUACGAGAAGACUUCAUCAUGGCUUUAAAUUCGGAUUCUCGAGGGAAUCUGACACUUUUCGGGUACUUGACCCCGACAACGCGAACUUGAUAACCUGAAAACCAUAAACCGUAAUAUAAGAGGGUGGCGGGGCGAUGAAAUAAAAUUUAUACCUUGAGCUAUCA
Notodromas monacha is the source of this 1213-nucleotide messenger RNA. The record is from the annotation of a GenBank genome assembly. NCBI's taxonomy places the organism in Eukaryota, Metazoa, Arthropoda, Ostracoda, Podocopida, Cyprididae.